AAUCAUGCUAAAAAAUAAAGUUUCUAGAAAAUUCUAAUAGAUGUCAUCAUUAAUAAAAAAAAGAAUUUUGAAGAGAAAUAAGAUAAAAUCAAUAACUGCAUCUGAGCAAGUACAUCCAUAUAUCGGUUUGUUUCACAGGGGGCUAAUCUAUAUUUCAUAUGUGUACUCAAAUUUUACAAAUUAACUACAUUACGGUAUACAGAAAAGAUAUAAAAGUGUUACGUAAAACAUACACAUUAAAAAUAAAAACAAACUUACAUAUAUGUAGUUAAAUAUUUAAAAUAAAUAAAAGUAAAUUAAAUUAACAUAAUUAUUAAAAAAAUUAUUUUUAAAAAUAAGUUAAUUUUAUUAACUGCAUCAAAAAUAUAUAGCACAUAAAAAUAUGGGAGUAAAUGAAAACGCUCCAGCGCAAUAUUCAAAUUCAAACUUAACUUUGGAAACUUUUAAAGAAAUUUUCGAAAAGUGUAACAAGGAUGUUGUAAUUGAGUCGAUUGAGGAAGCGCAAGGAUCUGGUCGUGGUGAUAACUAUACGGCAACAUUGUAUCGUGUUCAUUUACACGGAUAUUGUAAAAGGAAUAAAUCCAAAUGGGAAAAAAGUGUCAUAUGCAAACGUUUACCAGACAAUAUUGCUAGAAGAGAAGCAUAUAACAGCGUACAACUUUUUUGUAACGAAGUUAGAUUUUAUACUUCCAUCAUGCCAGAACUCGUUAAUUUUCAAAGAAUGAAAACUGCAGAGGUUUUUAAAGCGAUGCCUCAGCACUAUUUAGCCGAAAACGAUCUUUUAAUAAUGGAGGAUUUACGUACAAAAGGAUUUAAAAUGGCAGAUCGGAAAGCCGGUCUAACAUUAAGUGAAUGUAAAUUUGCUUUAAAACAAAUUGCAGUUUUACAUUCAUUAAGUUUAAGUUACAAAUUCGAACGACCUAAGCAAUUUGAAAAAUUAAAAGCCGUUGUAAAAGAGCAAAUAUUUUGUAAAGACAAUGAAAAUUGGUAUAAAGAUUAUUACACACAAUUAACAAAAAAUGCGUUAGCUAUGGUAUCGGAUGUGUUACCAAAGAGCUCAAAAUACAUUGAAAAAUUAAGAGAAUUUGUAGAAAGUUCAACUUUUUUUAAUCACAUGAUCGAAUUGGUAUCAAAGGAAUCUUUCUUGUCAGUAAUUUGUCAUGGCGACUGUUGGACAAACAAUUUUCUCUAUCGUUACGAUGACAAAGGGGAAGUUUUAGAGAUGAGUUUUGUGGACUUUCAACUGAUAAGAUAUGGAUCAGCUGCUUUAGAUGUUGCAGAUAUUGUAUUUUGCUGUAUAAACAAAGAAAUGAGAGAUGAACACUUAGAAUCAUUAUUACAAAUAUAUGUUAAUGAAUUUUAUAAGACGUUGAAAUCAUUAACAACUUUGCCAGAUAUAAUAAAUACAGAAUCAAAAUGUUUAGAAGUGUUUAAAUUGGAGUUAAAAUCGUUUGGAAAAUUUGCUCUUGGAAUUGCUUUAGAUAUAGUUCCAAUUAGCACGUGCUCUCCUGAAGAUGCUCCGGAUUUAUAUUUAGAGAAAGCAGAUGAAACUUAUGCAGCUCCAACGUUAAAUUUUCCUCCGAAUGACUUGUGCAAAAGAAAGUUUUGUGAAAUAGUUAUAGAUUUAGUAGAUAGUGAAAUUCUCUAAUUUGUUGAAUUUUUUUAUUCAUAGCAUUUUAAAUGUUUGUAAAUGUUAAUUAAAAUUUUACAAGUUUUAAUUUUUUUGAGUUUAUAAAUACAUAUUAUAUUAAAGUUCAUCAUUUUUAGGCAUAUAACUAUUAAAUAUUUUAAGUAUAUUAAGUUUCUGA
Molecule: messenger RNA, 1808 nt
Organism: Condylostylus longicornis
Lineage: Eukaryota; Metazoa; Arthropoda; Insecta; Diptera; Dolichopodidae
Exons: 7
Coding region: 383-1648 (421 amino acids)
Source: RefSeq, a predicted model, not a curated record